Molecule: messenger RNA, 879 nt
Organism: Plasmodium yoelii
Lineage: Eukaryota; Apicomplexa; Aconoidasida; Haemosporida; Plasmodiidae
Product: PIR protein
Exons: 3
Coding region: 1-879 (292 amino acids)
Source: RefSeq, a predicted model, not a curated record
AUGGAUUCUAAUAUAUGUGAAAACUUUGAUCUUUUGAGGAAACAUUUACCUGAUAAUUUGAAAGAAAAAUCGCCAGCCUUUUUUGAAGAUUUGCAUAGCCUCAAUAAUUACUGUCCUAAUAAAAACUGCAAUACUGAUCUCGAUAAAAUUAAGGCUGGAUUUUUAUGGUUAUUUGACCAAAAUUGUUCUAAAUCCGAAAAUACAUAUUCUAAUGAAAAUAAUAUUAAUGCAAUUUUUCUACAUAUUAUUUCAUGGUUAAGUUACAAAUUAAAUCAAAUCAAAGGACACUAUUUCACCACAAUAAACGAUUUUUAUACUACAUAUUUAAAUAAUAAUCAAGAGUAUAAUAAUCUUAUAAAUGAUUCCCCCAAAUGUCCAAAUCUUAAGGGAAUCAUAGAUAAAAAAAGUGAUUUUUUGAAUAUUAAUAUUGAAUAUAUGUCUAAUUUUUAUGACGCAUUUAAGUUAUUAUGUAGUAUGCAUAAUGAUAAGGUAAUGAAUAAACACGGCGACACGGUGUUAAAUAAUGCUAUUAUGUUUUUUAACGAAUAUACAGAGAUCAACGAUUAUUAUAAUAUUGAAAAUACCCCAUAUAGUCAAAUAUUGUCUGUUUUAUCAACUGAUUAUAAUAUUUUAAAAAGUGAACUUGCUAGCAGGAUUGAUAGUUCUAAACAAUUCCCAAUUCUUCCAACAGGAAAAGCAACAAAAUCAUUUUUACGAAAUUCAUCAAUAAAAAUUUCAGUAAUCCCAAUGGUAUUUAUUUUCUUUGCAUUACUUAUCUAUUUGGGAAUUUUGUAUAAGCGUUCAUCAUUUGACUUUCGGGAAAGGCUUCAAAGACUCAAUUUAAGAAUCAAAAAAAUAAAAAGGAAAAUAAAUCAUUAA